Molecule: messenger RNA, 2019 nt
Organism: Colletotrichum karsti
Lineage: Eukaryota; Fungi; Ascomycota; Sordariomycetes; Glomerellales; Glomerellaceae
Product: putative C6 zinc finger domain-containing protein
Exons: 4
Coding region: 1-2019 (672 amino acids)
Source: RefSeq, a predicted model, not a curated record
AUGCCGCGCCAGAAAGAUCAGGUACGUCCAGCCGAGACCAAAAACCAGGUCCAGGUCGUCCCAAACUCUCGGGUCAACAUCAAGAUUAACGAAAAGCUUUGUCCAGAUGUAACGGCAACACGCCAUGCGCGUCCUGCUCUGCGUCGCAGCAAGAAUGCACUUAUGGAUCCGAGGCGAACUCGUAAGUCCCGCCCGGUCAUCGGCGCCGUGUUCCCCGGCGAAUCAAACAUGCCCGGGGGACUCGGACGGAGAAGAAACCAAUGCCUGACCGUUCAUGUGCUGCAUGUCAUCAGACGCGGGAAAAGCGAUCUCAUCCUCGAGAGCGUGCUGAGGGUGGAGAAGUUCCUCCAUGAGAUGAAAGCAACCAUCGUCAGUCCCGCCGCCUCGUUCCACUUUUCACCGAACCCGGCUCACGAUGGGGGGUUCAAGGGAGUGCCUCCUUUCACCGAAACCCGCCCGGCCGUUGUCUCACCGGCCCUCCGCUCGGCAUCGCGAGGAUCCUUCUCCGGCUCGCCCCUGAAUGAGAUCCACCACCCGCAACGCACCCCCAUAUCCGAGCCCCAGUACCAGAACAACUAUGAGAAUGCCGUACUCGACUCCAUGCACACAAGCACGACUGAGUCGAUCCUACAAUGGCCUCACUUCGAAGCCUUUCCGAGCAUGAAGGAUGGGUAUGUCUCCAUCUUCCAUCUCGAACAGUCCAGGCCGGCGGUCAAAACGCGUUCCACAACCAUGUACCCGUACGUGACUACUGAGGACAUCGACGGUAUCAUUGACUCUUUUGAGCACACGGUCAACUUCUGGUAUCCCACAAUGUCCCGUAGCCAGCUUUCCCAAGUGCGGGAUCUAAUCGUGGAUGGUAUCACGGAGGAAGAUAGCAUUCUCGCCUGCUUGGCGUUGUUGACGAUGGCCCUAGGCUGCGCCGGUCAAGUCACCGCUGGACUGACGACAGGGCAUGCUUUGACUGACGAGGAUCGGAAGCGAAGGACAGCAAGGAGGGCCAUGGGUGAUAUGUACUUUGACAGCGUGCUGAAGAAGCUACAUGUCGUGCAUACUAAUGUUGGUAGCACCGCCACACAUUGCUUGUUCUUCACGGCCAUGUACUUCGCCUUUCUGCGACGGCCGUUGCAAGCGUGGGAAUACAUCAACGCGGCCUCCGCAAAAUGCCUCCUGCUUCUGGCGUACCCCCCUGAAUCUGACGAUUACCUUGCCGAACUCAAUGGCCUCCCUCAGUCGGGUGUUGCCCGUAUCGAGUCUUCUACCCCUCUGCCAGGAGAGUUCAACACCCAUCGAGACCCUCAAGUUGAAGAGCAGUCUUCGCUGUACUUCUUAGCCUGCAUCUCGAUGCGUCGCCUUCUCAACCGCGUUCAUCAACUUCUGUAUGCCCGUGGUACCGGUGCAGCGCUUGAUCACGCACGUUUCCCUUACGUCGUCGCCGAGUUAAACCACCAACUCGACGAAUGGCGGGAGGUUCUUCCGCCUGCGUUCGCCUUCCGCGUCGGCUUCGACGACAUUGGCGGCCAGAGUACCGCCACAGAGCACGGCGGGUUCCUGCGCCAGAGGUAUCUCACCUGCCGAAGUGUCAUCUAUCGGCCCUACCUAAUGUGGAUGUUGAGCGGCAUGGCUGGUGGAAACGGUGCAAGCUCUGAGCUGCUCGUCAGCCAGGAUGCGUUGAAGAAUUGCAAGGCUUGCUUAGACGCAUGUCUGCUGCAUAUACUCAACUUGAGAGGCUUUGGACAGACGGUUCUAGUCGAUACCUGGAUCUGCUCGCUCUCGAUGGCUGGUGCGAUGCUCGUUUUGCUUGCAGCUUGUCGUAUUUCGUCCCUGAAAGACAUGAUUGGGCCUGAAGUGCUCGGAGCAGGUGAUCAUCUGAAGCAGCUUUUGCAAAGCUGGCAGUCUGUUAUGGGAGAUCCCCCAUCUCCAAGUGUGGAUCAGAGCAUCAGGAUGAUUAAGGACUUGGAUCGGUUCAUCCAGGAGGUCUACCGAGCAGGAGACUCCUACUCUAUGAGGAGGCGAUGA